UCUCGAUUUGGAUUAAGCGUUUCCGUCUCAACACAAAGAAAAAAAACAGAUACGUUUUGCCUUCUCUUAUCGGACUACCAGAACUACAACAAAUCAAGAUGACUCCACAGCUCCAGCUCAACUUGUUCUUGUACGUCGCCUUCCUACUUCUAAGUAAAUCACUUGGAGAGAACACAACAACGAUAACCACCUCUACCGUGCAAAGUUCACCAGAAACUACACAACCUACCACGGUACAACAACUGCAGUCAACGACACGCCAAAUGCAGCUGGCAUCGACAUCGAUACAACCCCCAGACAGCAUUUCAACAAGCACGCUGACCUCAUCAACCGGAACGACUUCAAUAUCCACUACAGUGACAGCGUCAGAACAGACAACAAUGCCAACAUUACCACCAACUUACAUAUCAAACUAUUCAACGAUUCCACAAAUGCCAUCAUUGUCUCCAUCCUCUAUGACAACAAAACAGGACAUGCUCGAUCCGAUUGCUGUUGAGCCGAUAGAAAUUGGUCCCGGUGGACCAGAUCAAAAAGAAAGUCUUGCAAUACAAAAAGCUAUUGAUUGGCUUCGAGAAAAGCGCCUUCCUGACUACAGUUGGGGUAACGAUACGCACAUGGUUAUAUUGGCCAAAGAAUUGUCGGGUCCUCGAGAUCCUGCAGAUAACGAUAAUCAUCUUCAGGAGAUCUCCGACUUAGAGAACAUGUUGUCAGUGAAGCAAAUGGAAAUCGAAGUGCUGACAAUGGUCGAUCGACAUCAUACUAUGCCAAAACCUGUAAAUACCGAUCGAAUUGCUAAAUACAUUCUGGCGAUGGGAGCACUCUGUAAGGAUGCUCGUCAUUUCUAUGGACAUGACUUGGUAGCCAUUCUAGAGCACCAUGAACACGAAGAAGGUCAAGAGUACGAGUUCGCGUUGACGGCACUCGCAGUGUGCAGUUCAGCAACACACGUUCGAAAACGACAGAUCCGGCGGUUGCUGGACAUUGCCAGUGGCGAAGUUAAUGAUGUUGAUACCAUUGCCAUGGUACUUUUGGCUCUCCGGUGCAUCGUGACGGACCACCGUCAUCGACAUUUGCAGCAUUUCAUAAGGAGGCCAGCCCGAGGUCUUGCUAGCCUCCAAGGACCACAGGGCAGUUUUGGUUCGCUGAGGAGUACUGCGUUGGCCAUGCAAGCCCUACAAGAUUUGGAACCGGAUCCAGCAGGAAAGUGGAACCGGUCAGCAGCAUCGGAAUGGAUGCUGUCAAAACAGCGUUUGGAUGGUGGCUGGACGGAAGAGCCACUACAGGAUGGACAGGAUGCCACCAUAGGAGUCGGACUGACCGCAGAUAUAACGCUCGCCCUCGGAUGGAAAGGGUUAGGGGCCGUUCGUGCCUUGCAAUGUGAUCACGUGAUACGAGAUAAUUCCAACGAUAACUAUUAUGAAAAUGGGGAUCAAAAACUGGCCGCUCCGGUUGGUUUAACGUCAUCAGUGGAAGAAGCAGAGCCCAAGAAUGUAUCUUACACUUACACGCUCUGGGUGGACACCAAUGUAACCCAGGAAUAUUCCCUGGAUCUGACAUCCCCAAAAAACACCACAUUUUUCCAAGCUAUGAAGCAAGCGAAGGAAAUAGACCCGAAGUUUGAAUUCGAAGCCCGAGAGUGGCCCAACGGACAUUACGUUCACACGCUGGCCGAAAUGAAAGAGGAGCCGAAAAGCUACCACUACUGGCUGUUGUACCGAUUACCGGAGAAACCGGACACGAAGAAUCCUCCUGGUAAUCAGUUAAUCGCGCCUUUAGGCGUUGAUGAACUUCUGGUGGAAGAUGGUGAACAUUAUCUCUACUGGUAUAAAAAACUUUAAAACGCUUUUCCGAAGCUCACCUCAGUAGGAUAGCCUUGCAGCAAAGCGCAAUACGCGGAAGAAUGUGUUUAUAACGAAGCAAAAAAUGGACUCAAUCUAAGACAAACACGUGGAGGCGAGUGAAAUUAUAUCACUAGAAGGCGACAGAGAUGGAGACGCUGGAUGUCGUACUCGAGAGCUGAGAACCGACAGGCUAAUACAAAAAGGUGAGACAAACAAAUGGUGUUAGGGAACAUAAAGUCGAGAUAAGCACGAAUGGUAGAAGAAUGAGUAAAAAACGGAGAAAAAUUAUCAUUAACAGAAGUGUCUGGUAGCAAAUUUAUAAGAAAACACCUGCUUCCUAUCUUUACAUAAAGGGAAACAACUUUAUAUAAUCAGACGUAAGGUCUGAGUAAGAGUUAACUAAACUCUUUAACCCCUUAGUCUGCUGAAGCAACUAACUACAAUGCAUGAAAUACAUAGAUGUAUUUGUUAAAUAGGUAGACAUAUUCAAACAUAUGCCGUCGUUCGAGGUGAGAAUGGGUUAAAAAUACGAUUUAUCUAUUUGAUUGUUUAGUAAUUUAACCUCAAUAAUCAACUGAGCUUGAGCAUUUGUUUUUGUAAAAGAAAAUUGCCCACUGUCAUCCUUUUAAGAGGGUGAUCGAUUGAAAUUCGGUCAAUGGAACAGGGAAUGCUUCAAAAUAGCAACAACACAGAACCAAUCUAUCGUUCCCUAAAACCCAUUGUCACUUUAACGACGGUAGCCUGCGACUUUUUAAUUUAGGCUAUUCACAAAAAGAAAAUCUCAUUCAACAGCUUAAACAAACCUAUUAAGAGCUUACCAGUUUCGUGUGUGCUACCAGAAUUUUUAAGUUGUAGUCAGUUGGAAAUAUGUUACACUAGAAGAUAGAACUAUGUAGCUGAGACCCAAGUACUCAAGUAAUGUUGCUCAAAGUUUAAUUUUAAGAAAUAUAUUUGCAAUUAAUAUGUUAACUCAAUUAUAAAAAUAUCCUGCAUUAUUGAUAACAGUCUAAAACUACCAAAGUAACACAUUAAACCCCGUGACCGACAUGUAGUUAAACAAACGAUUGCAUAUUUUUCUCCAGUUUGAUUUUUUUCAGCGUAAUUCGAAUCGGAGAAUAUUUUGCUAUGAACUGAUUACACCAGGCAACAGUGUAAAAAUAUCAAAAAACAUUCUUUUAAAUAAUUUGGAUUUACAUGACGCGUUCAGAAUGGCAAGGAAAAUUUAAAAAGCAAAGUGCAACAGUUCAAUCCAAUUUGAAACCGUAAUACAUAUGGUGAUUUGCUUGCAUAAUUAAUCACCUAAACAUCAAAAGCUUCUAUUUUAUGUUUAGAAUACUGCGCUGAUCAAUCCCAUCGUUUGUGCACAUGCUAUACAAAGCAACUGGCAUAAUAGGAAAAAUAUGAUGAAUAUGCAAAUAAAGUCAAAAUGUGAUCAAAGGACAUUUAUUUUAAAGCAUCAAUAUGGACAAUAAUUUAUGCAGUAUAUCAAGGAACUCCAACAUCCACAUUAACACGUGCGCCAGCGGGAAAACGGAAACUAAUAAAAAACGGGUUGCAUUGUGGCUUCCCAGACACAAUUGUACUGAGCAGUCAGUCACACUAAACUGAACAUAAUAAUAAUCAGCAUUAGUCGGGUAAUGACAUAUGUGGAGUAGUAUGUUAUAAAAUGCUAUUGAAUAAUCCGAUUAUGCAUACAUUUUAUUUCAAAGAUCAUUAUUUCAUCUCUGCUUUAUACAAAUAGAUACAAUAAUUACUAUAUCCAUACCUAUCAAUGCUCAGACUAAUUUAUCAAAUGUUGCACGAUACACCCAAAGACGACAUACGUCGUUUUUCAACAGUACAGUACAUUUCACGAAAAAAAAGGUUUUUAGUUGUAUUUAAAGCGAUCGGUCGUUCUACGACCUCUUGUAAAAUGAACAAUCUUUCGUUUUAUACGUUGCAUUUAUCGAAAAGUCUGCUACUGCUAACGUGGAAUAAAUGAUAUACACUUAACUAUGUAACUACGAACACAAAAUGUAUUUCCACCACCUACUAAGCUAACACAAAAUAAUAAAUAAAAAAAUGAAAUUUCUUG
Aedes aegypti (yellow fever mosquito) is the source of this 3915-nucleotide messenger RNA. RefSeq lists its product as uncharacterized. The record is from RefSeq and is a predicted model, not a curated record. Gene Ontology annotation, biological process: cobalamin transport. Lineage: Eukaryota; Metazoa; Arthropoda; Insecta; Diptera; Culicidae. The coding region runs from base 99 to 1838 and encodes 579 amino acids. The transcript is spliced from 8 exons. Gene Ontology annotation, molecular function: cobalamin binding.